Molecule: messenger RNA, 1869 nt
Organism: Toxoplasma gondii ME49
Lineage: Eukaryota; Apicomplexa; Conoidasida; Eucoccidiorida; Sarcocystidae
Exons: 6
Coding region: 1-1869 (622 amino acids)
Source: RefSeq, a predicted model, not a curated record
AUGGUUAUUCCGGUCAAUCAUCGCCUGUCUUCGUGUGCCUUGGGCAUGGUACUGGCGUUACUAGGGGUGUCGUCGUAUUCUGUUUGGGCAAGUCAACAAGACGGUUCCGGGAACUUCGUACCGGAGUACCCUCCACUAGCAGUUCUGGAGGCCAUGAUACAGCCGGACCUCACCGACGUGGAGACCGAAAUUCUUCCUGAUUCUGUUGAAGCAGCUGGAGCUACGCCUGGUCUCUCCGGUGUGGAGUCGCUUCGUAUGAGGGAAUCUGGUUCCACUGAGGACGUAACUGACUCCAGCCUUCCCGGAGAUAGCGACGGUGUGCCAACUAUCAAGAGCCUAGCUGUUGUUGACUCUGAUUCCCAGCGAACAGCAGAUGGGUACGGACCUUCCCCGGCUACUCCCCUUCAGCUGCUGAAAAGACGUGGACCAGCUUUCGGCGAAUCCCAACACGUGUGGUCGAAUGGCUCCAAUACAGCAACUGGGAUCUCACCUGGGUAUGCGACAGACGACCAAAAUGUACCCGUCGCUCCUCCUCACCAUAGACCCGUCGUUUAUGAUCCCCGAGUCGUCGUGGUAGCUGACCGCAAUUACAUCAAACAGAUAGCUGCCAUGGAACGUCAAUCACGGGAUUACAAUAAGCUCGUUAAGAAAGCCACUCGGUCGGGUACUCCCAGCCACCACCGGAAGAGGUAUGGUGUAGGUGUAGGCGUAUACAGCGACCCCGUAUCUGGAAUACCGUGGUGGAUGAAACCGGAACACAAUGGCACCUCUCAAGAACAAGCGCAUGACGUCGGAGAUGGGGGUCGAGCUCACAGCGCUGGAUUGCCUGAAUAUGCUGAAGACGGGGAGAUGGAAGAGCGACGCCUGCAGCCCCGAUUUCGAAUUUUCAGCCAAGCUCUGGGGUCACCUAAAAAGGCCCGAGGUGAUCGACACGAAUCUGGCGAGCCCCUCGCGUGGUCGACCAGAAACGAGCGAGAUCGGGAUCCUUUUGGCUUCGCUUUCUUCCGAAGCAAACAGGAAAAGGAGGUCAGAAACAGCAAAGAUGCCCGCGAAGGGAGGACGGAACCACGUGACAGUCGGCGCCCAAAAGAGGACACCCGCCACAUGAAACACGAGCCUCCCCCGUCGCCCAAGCGCCAUCAGGCACCUCGAAGCAGCGCUCCUCACCCCAAGUCGGCAGUUCAGGCGGAAGCCCUGGACGAUGACGAUUUCGAUGACUAUGAGGAAUUCGAUGAUGACUUCGACGAAUAUGAAGAAAUAAGACCCCAACGAGCCCAACAAUAUGCUGGCUCAGCUCGGCGCCGAAACGCCCAGUCAUACGGGAUCUACAUACCCGAAGUGUACGACCGCCCGCUGCUGGUUUCGGCAUCGUCAGUUGAAACACGGGAGACGCCGCAUUCCGCCUCUGAUUCGAUCGCCUCUGCUGCGUCUCUCCCAUUCGGUGUGCCGAUAACAAAGGCAGAUAUCGAUUUUUCACAAUUUUUCGGAGACGACCACCAAGGGCCUUCUGCGGAUAAUGCGAAGGGAAUUGGGAAAAAACUUUUAUUUUUGCGGCGAAAGCAAGGAACAGCUGCUGAGGAAGACGCGGUGGCAUCUUUGUCCCUCACUCACUUGAACAGUGAAGCACCGUCCUCCCAAGAGGUGAAAAAGGGUACGCUUCUCGAGCGCCUGAAAACACUGCAAGACUUGCCUCAUGCCGACGAAAAACAAAAACCAGACUUGACCGAAAUCUUAGGAUCAUCCAGCUGGCACGCGUUCGACCAGACUAAGACGAAGGGAGAGUUUCCUCAACAUAAGCAGAAACAUGGAGAAAAGAGGACGCCGUUGAGAGACAACAGAGCCAAGACCAAAGAUGGCCAGACCCAGUGA